This is a messenger RNA of Bicyclus anynana (squinting bush brown), 4218 nucleotides long. Its product is annotated as chromatin assembly factor 1 subunit A. Lineage: Eukaryota; Metazoa; Arthropoda; Insecta; Lepidoptera; Nymphalidae. The record is from RefSeq and is a predicted model, not a curated record. The transcript is spliced from 6 exons. The coding region runs from base 121 to 2556 and encodes 811 amino acids. Gene Ontology annotation, biological process: nucleosome assembly. Gene Ontology annotation, cellular component: nucleus; CAF-1 complex.
UCAAAGUUUACAAAGUCGAAAAGAGCAUUUGUGAUGUGAUUGUUUGUUAUUAAUUUAAUAUUAAAUUUGAAAUAGUUACGUGUUAAUAAGUUGUGUAUGUUGGUAUUUAUCAAUUAAAACAUGAAAACUCCUAAAUCGUCGGAUAGCGAGGAAGUUACACCGUCGAAAAAAGUUUUAAAACAAGCUCGUCUUCCAUUUAAAACACUAAGUGAUUUAUCGCCGCAACCUACUACUCCUGUGUCAAGAAAGCGAAAAUUGUCUGCUCAGGCGGCCGAGCCACUUACCAAAGUAGGUAAGGUUGUUAAACAUGAUGAAAAAGAGGAAAUAUUAGUGAUCAGUGACGAUGAUAGUAACACCGGGUCAGAUGUUAAGAAAGUGCCCACACAGCUUAACCCUUUCGUUAAAUUAGUGGAUACUGCGUGGAAAAAGAAACUACAAAAGACUAAAGGUGGUAAGAAGAAGAAAAGUGGCGCCAAAAAGGCCAAAACUAUUACAAAUGGAUCUGUAGAAAAUAUUGAGAACAAAUGUGAUGAGAAUGAAAGUGGCAAUGUUGAAUGUGUGGAGAAAAUGGAUGUCGAUGUCGACACAAAAGAAAAGAUUACAGAAAACCCAGCGAAAGAUAUUAAAACGAAUACAGAAGAAGUAGUGCAUAAUUUAAAUAGUACACAAGUGACUACAAAUGAUGACAGUAAGCCUGCUAAUUUAUUAGACAAAUCAAUUAGUUCUACAGAUAGCAAAAAUGAUAUUGAGUCUCCAGAUUUAAAUAAACAUAAUGAAAACACAGAUGAUAAGAACAGCACUGAUAAUGAUUCAAAAUUAAUGAAAUCUCCUAAUAAAGAUUUGCUGAAGUCCCCCAAGAGAAGUGAAAGAAUAAAAUCAAAAAUAGAAGACAAAGUUUCAGACACUUCAGUCAAUUGUGACGAGUCACUCAGUUCAGACCCAUCUACUCCGAGGAGAUCAAACAGAAACCAGUCCCUAACAAAUAGUCAAGGGGAUGUCUCUAUGAGUGAUUCAACUAACACAAAUCUAACACCGAAGCAACUUCAAAAGAAAUUAGAGUCUACAAAGAAAAAAGAAGAAAAAGAAAAGGAAAGGUUAGAAAGGGAAAAGAAGAAACAACUUGAAAAGGAGGAGAGGGAAAAGCAAAGGAGAGAAAAAGAGGAACAAAGAAAACGGGAACGUGAGGAAAAAGAGGAAGCAAAGAAGAAAGAAAGGGAAGAAAAAGAAGAACUGAGAAAAAAAGAAAAAGAGGAGAAGGAAAAGCAGAGGGAGUUAGAAAAAAAACAAAAGGAGGAAAAAGAAGAACAAAAGCGGAAAGAGAAAGAAGAAAAGGAGGAACAGAGAAAAAAGGAGAAGGAAGCUAGAGAAGAUGAGAAACGUAAGAAACAAGAAGCGAUAGAACAAGAGAAACAAGAGCAAGAACAAAAGAAAAAGAAGGCAGCAGAGGCAUUUGUCAGUUUCUUUGUACCGAAACAAAAGACAGAGAAGGAUCAAGUUACUAUCAAAAGUGUCAGCAAAAAUGACAUGCUGUCAAGUUUUACUAUCAAAUCUGACAUGAGAUUAGCACCGACAGUCAGAGUUCGUUUGAACAAUGAAGAUAUUAAAUGUUUAGAUAAUUUGUUACAAGAACAAAAUGUACCAGAGAAGUCAUUGUAUAUAAAAAGUUUGAAGGAAGGCAUGAGGAAGCCAUUGACUGAUACAAAAACUUGGCCAUUGAGUGAUCAAAAUGAUGAUGACGAUGUGAUGAUUGUUGAAGAUGAGUUACCACCUCCUGUGGAUGCUGUCAGUCAGAUCAUCACAUGUGAGUCGGUACCCCAUGAGAAGCUCCGCCCCAAACUCCUGGCGUUCCAUGACAAUCGGAGACCACCAUAUUGGGGAACUUGGAGAAAGAAGAGUGCGUUCAUUAAAGCUAGACAACCAUUUAAGACUGAUGAGAAGCUUCUAGACUACGAAGUGGACAGCGACGAGGAUUGGGAAGAGGAACAGGAUGGUGAGAGUAUCGACGGCAGCGCUGCUGGCAGCGAUGAUGAACAGGAUGCUGACGAGUAUGAGGUCGACAAUGAAGUGUUUGUGCCCCAUGGGUACUUGAGCGAUGAGGAAGCUACAAUGGAUGAAGAUGACGUACUCACUCUUUCACCGGAAACUCAGAAAGCUAGAUUGAAACAUCUUGAAGACGAGUUUGAAAACGAAAUGAAAAAACCCACGGAGAAGUUAAAACCCUGGUACUAUGGCCUAUCAUGGGAAACAGAAGAUGAAAAACCAGAGAAAUGUGCAGAUUCUAUAUGGAAUUAUUUCGGAAAAUUCUCCAUGAUUAUGAACGAUCCACCACAAUUACAACCUUCAAACGAUAACGUAGAACCAGAAAAGAAGAAAGUAAAAAGGAAGAAGACACCAGAUGGAGAAAAGCAGAGUCCUAAAAGUGAGAAAAAGAAGAAAGCCAAGGUUGAAGAGAAAGAUGGCAAAAAACCGAAAACGGACAACAAAAAAACAAACCAAGAGACGUUAAAAAAUCAACCCGGGAUAAAUACAUUUUUGAAAAAACUGAAGACUUCGUGAAUUGAUAGAUUAUCUAAUUAUUUCUAGAUUGUAUUUAAAGUUAUUUAAUUUAACAUUUAUUAUAUUUGCCGCUGGAUUAGAAGUAAUGUUCUCCAGUAACUGCUAAAUAUAAAUGUUUUUUUUUAAUCAGUUUAAACACUUUUCAUGUGAAAAAGUAGCAAAACCUUUUGGUUUUUCGGAGGUCUAUGAGGAGGUUCUAUUGCUUGAGUGAAUACAUAAUUUCUUAAAAAUUAUUUCAUGAGUAUGCAACAUUUGUAAUUAUUUUAUGUCUAAAUUUACUUUAAUUUGCUACUUAAAAUGAUGAAAAAACAAAAUUAUUGUUUUGUAGUUAAAGUUCCUACAGCCUUUAACUUAGGGUGGUUACACAUUGCAUCAAAAAAAUCAAAAUUCAUUUAUUUCAGUUAAGCUUGUAAGUUGUAAACUACAACUUUACAAGCACUUUUGAAACGUCAGUGUCAUUAGUUAAUGGUGGUAAGUAAAGUUGAAAACUUAAAAUUAAAGUUACGAGGGUUCCAAAGCGCCUAGAGUUGGAAGAGUCCACAACAAACUCAGCCAAGAUUUAUUGUGGGCUCUUCUUUAUUUGUAAGUUUCCGACUUUAUUUACUACCAUUAAAUCAUGACAUAACUUGAUGUUUCUCUUUUGUUGUAAAGUCUGCUUUUCACGGGUUCGAUUUGGAUGCAAUGAAUAAACACAUAUUUAUUCGAAUGUUUAUCUAUAUUUUAUCUGCACUACUUGUUAUAAGGAGAAUAUGGUGUGGAUUUUCAUCCUCCUCGUAACAAGUUAGCCCGCUUCCAUCUUAUAUUGCAUCAUCACUUACCAUCAGGUGAGAUUAUAGUCAAGGGCUUACUUCUAAAGAAUUUUAAAAAAUGCUAUAUUUUGUUCUAUUAUUCCUACGGGAUCAAAAACUACGCAGUGGGAACCGCGGGGCUCUGCUAGUCCAAGUGUAAAGUUGCAGGUGCAUUAGUGGUUGUAUAAAGAAACUAAAUUGAUAGCUUUACAAGCGUUAAAAGUAUGUUUAUGGGACACAUAAAAGACAAAGAUUUUAUACUAUAGAUAUGCAACGAGCGAGUCGAAAUUGAGGCGGACAAAAGUGGCUAAUUGUCUUAAUUUCAUUUAGACGCAUUGUAAGUAACGAAAGUUAUAUAAACAUAUAAUAUCAAAAUAUUGUCUACAACGUCCAGUUGUGUGGUCAGGAAGUUUAAUAAGUAUGUACACGUAAGAGUAUAAUGUAAUGUAAGUACACACAAAAUCGUGCACAUAUAGCGCUCAGUGGAAUAGCUAAAUUCGGAUCACUUUUUGCGGUAAUUUUGUAGGCACGUAACAUAUCUAAUAGUAGAAAAUCGUUGAUAAAUGAACCCCCCCGGUGACGCCGCUGAGGUCCCAUAAGGAGCCUACGGCACUUACACAAUCAGAAAAAAAAAAGAGUUGAUAAAUGAGUUGUUUAUUAUAAAUCUGUCAAUUUAGUUUUGUAAUAUUUUUUUACAUAGCUAGUUACUAGACUGUUUACUUACUUUCUGGUGAAUGUAACUUAUUAAGAUAUGAAUAUUUUAAAUUGAUCAUACCUAAUUUAAAAUAAAACUAUAGUAUUUAUAAUUUUAAAACAGCACCAGUGAAAAUAGCCUGUAAAUAUUCAGAAUUCAAAUACAUUUUUUAAAUGAAAA